CACGUGUAGAGUUUACUACGGCGUGUGUUGCAUUUAAAAUUUAAUUUUACCCCGAAAGAAAACACUUAGUUGCCGAAUUCAAGAUGGUAAAAGUGCAGAAACCACAGCCAAAGUCGCUCACCAAGAGCAACAGCAUCGAGGGCGUGGGCAAGAAGAAGGGCAAGCAGGAAAAGACCAAGAAACUGCCCGAAGAAGCCGUCGUUGCGGUCGCCGCCACCGCGAAAAAGUUAAAGAACGUUUCCAAGCCAAUCGAGGCGAAGCCCAAGAAGGACCAGAAGAAGCCAGCGGCGAAACCAGCUGCAGAGAAGAAGCAGCAAGCCAAGGCGGCCAAGCGGCCACUUAUCCUGGCCCCUGCACAAUCGCCCUCUCCGGCUCCUGCAGUGACCAAAAAGUCAAAAGUAAAGGCUGCUGUUCCCCCAAAGACAGAGUCUGCGAAGAGGGCCCUGAUCCUGGCUCCUCCCGAGUCGCCAGUAGUGCCUAAAAAACAAGGCAAGUCCAAGACGGCUGCUCCUGCUCCUGCUGCUGAUAAAAAAGAAAAAAAGGCCAAAAAGGCCGUUGAAGCCGAGGCUCCUUCAGCGAAAAAGUCGGCUCCAGCUAAGAAAUCAGUUGCAGUGACUCCUCCCGCAGCAAAGACGCCGGCUGCGGUACCUCCCCCAGCUAAGAAAUCACCUGCAGUAGCUCCUCCAGCUAAAAAAUCAGCUGCUCCAGCAAAGAAGUCAGCUGCAGUUGCUCCUCCCGCAGCCAAGAAGCCAGCUGCAGUUGUUCCUUCCGAAAAGAAGUCCCAGAAACCGGCUGCAGCGGAAUUAACUAAGAAGACCCAGCAGCCCGCCAAGCCAGCUGCUUCGCUUCAAAAGAAGGCAAAGUCAGUACAGAAGAUAUCCAAGCCCGCCAAGGCGCCCAAAGGAAAGAGAAGCAUCAACAAGAAUAACACAGCCGCCAAGGGCAAGCCCGUCCGCAAGGAGCCGGUUAAGACCAAGAAGCCUGUCGAGCUGACCUUUGAACUGAAGUCCUUCGACGAGGACAGGUACAAUGAGAUCGUUAGCGAGGCCAAUGUAACGAAGAUCAGCGAGGCGCUGAAGACGCUUGUGGAAGGCGAGGUAGCCAAGAAGAAGGCCACUUCGAUCUUCACCGACUACCGCUACAUGCUGCAGGUGGCCAGCUACAAGAUUGCCAGCUGUCCCAAGCGUGUGGCCAAGCUGGCAUUGAAGCAUUCGCUGGUCAGCAGUGACGACGACGUGGCCAUUAUUGUGCCGGACUUGCAGAGAGGUGCCAAGUUUGACUUUGAGCCAACCAAGCAGCAUUACGAGGAUUUGUUCCGUGAGGCGGGAGUGGAGCAGCGCCUCACCAUCGUACCAUUCAACCAGCUGCGCAACGAGAUGGGCACCUUCGAGGCCAAGCGCAAGUUCCUGAACAGUUACGACUACCUGCUCUGCGAUGGUCGCCUAUCUGGCCAGGCCACCGCCUUUCUGGGCAAGUUCACCCAAAAGCCGCGGAAUGUACUCCACGCUGUUCGUCUAAGCCUAGAGACUGACCAGCUAGCAGAGGAGGUGGCCCGCGCUCUUAAACGAACCGCUUACCGGCAGCUGGCGAAGGGCGAUCUGACGUCCAUUCCAGUGGGCAACCAUCAGCACAGCGCCGAACAACUCGCGGAGAACAUUCUUCUUGUGAGCAAGCAGCUGCAGAAGCACUUUCCCGGGGGCCUGGCCAACAUUAGGUCGCUGUACCUCAAGAUCGACAUUGUGGGAACUUCGGCGCUGCCGCUGUACGUCAGCAUGUGUGCUCCGCCAGCGGACACGCCAUAUGUGGUGGGACCACGGGAGCAACGCAUGCUCAAGCUGAAGAAGCAGGCUAACGAGGUACUUUCCCGGUUCGCUAUGACAAAGGAUGCCGAGUUCGUGAAGUUAACCCCGGAUCAGGUGAAGCGCAAGGCCGAAUUGAAGAAGGAAAAGGCGGCUCUGCUGGCAGCGGAUGCUGCUCCAAAGGAUAACGAUGGCGAGGACACCGCUGUGCCCACGAAAAAGGCGCGCAAGGAGUCGAACAGUGAGGCCGCCAAGGCCGAUGAAGUCGACUCCGAUGAAGAGGAUGCCGAGGAGGCGGCGGGUGAGGACGAAAGCGGUGAGGAUGGAGAUGAUACAGAUGACGACGAUAUAGAUGGAGAAGAUGAUGAUGAUGACGACGAAGAGGAAGACGAUGACGAAGAGGAAGAUGACGAUGAGGACGAUGAUGAAGAUGAUGAGUAAUUUUGUCUAAGCCUAUUCCUCUCGAUUAGUUUUAGUUUUAUAUAUCUGAAAUACAUGCAAACGAAUUAUUCUAUUCCGUUUGCAAUUUUACAAACAGUUUUAAGUAAUAAAGAAAUGUUUUAAGUACGGAACAUAAA
Molecule: messenger RNA, 2377 nt
Organism: Drosophila kikkawai
Lineage: Eukaryota; Metazoa; Arthropoda; Insecta; Diptera; Drosophilidae
Product: ribosomal L1 domain-containing protein CG13096
Source: RefSeq, a predicted model, not a curated record